Nilaparvata lugens (brown planthopper) is the source of this 2153-nucleotide messenger RNA. RefSeq names its product enoyl-CoA delta isomerase 1, mitochondrial. Gene Ontology annotation, molecular function: enoyl-CoA hydratase activity. The record is from RefSeq and is a predicted model, not a curated record. Bases 393 to 1100 code for a protein of 235 amino acids. Gene Ontology annotation, cellular component: mitochondrion. NCBI's taxonomy places the organism in Eukaryota, Metazoa, Arthropoda, Insecta, Hemiptera, Delphacidae. The transcript has 7 exons. Gene Ontology annotation, biological process: fatty acid beta-oxidation.
GAUUUCUGUUCUGCCUUCUGCCGACUGAUGAAAAUAAAUUGGAACUGAACCAGUUUUCAUUAAUAGGCUGCCAAUUAUUAAAUUAAAUCGUUCUUGAAAGGUUAUAAAAACUUCUAGAUCGGUGUUUUGUAAUACUGAUCUCUGCUAUCAUUUCCUAGUUUUUGUAACAAAUAUUGAGCAACUUGACAGUUGCUUGUUGAUCGGUUUUUUGAAGAGGUUACCUACUUUUAUUUAAGAAUGAUGUUCAGAAUCUAUUCUUCUCUUCAGAGAAGUGCUUCAACAGCAGUGAAAGAGGCCAAACGUUUUUUAUUCCGAUGGUGCCAAACUGGUUACAGUUACCACAGAUGAUAAGACUGGAGUGAGCACACUUUCCCUCAACCGCCCACCUGUCAAUGGACUCAAUUUUAGAUCUACUUCAAAGCAUUUCAACUGCUCUCACCACUCUUGAAAAGAGUAAAUGCAGGGGAAUGAUCCUCACAUCGGAUAAUCCGAGUGUGUUCAGCGCAGGACUUGAUAUUCUAGAAAUGUACAAGCCCGACCCAACUAGAGUAAAAGACUUCUGGACCACGCUUCAGGAUACAUGGAUCAAGCUUUACACCACCAGCUUUCCCACUGUGGCUGUUAUCAAUGGUCAUAGCCCUGCCGGUGGAUGCUUAUUAGCACUUAGCUGUGAAUACAGAAUUAUUGUCGGACCAAAGAAUACAAUUGGCCUCAAUGAAACGAAACUUGGAAUCAUUGCACCAAGAUGGUUUCAGGACAGCAUGCGUAACGUGAUAGGCGAACGACAGGCUGAGCUGGCCUUGACCACUGGCAAGAUGUUCACAGCUGACGAGGCUCUCAAGGUCAAUCUGGUCGAUGAAGUUGUCGCAUCCAAGGACGAGGCAACUGGUCGAGCGAUCGCCUUCCUCUCACAGUUCGCCAAAAUACCUCCACUGCCAAGAAAAAUGACAAAACUGGAGUUUCGCGAGGCAACCGUCAACUGGCUUGUCAACAACAAGGAGAAAGAUUUGCAGAUUUUCCUCAGCUACAUCAACCAGCCCAAAGUCCAGGAGGGACUUGGCAUGUACUUAGAAUCUCUGAAGAAAAAGUCGGCCAAGUGAGCAACUUGAAGUUUAAGAACUUAGUGCUUAAUUAUAAGCGCAACUAAUUAACUUGAUUAUGAGCAAUUGGAAUGAGUUCAAUAUCAAGUCUCAAUGAAACUUGACAAUAAUUGAAGCAUAAAACCUGAAAGCAAACGAGAUAAAACUACAGUUAAUCUUGAACAAUAUCACCUCGUAAAUCGGUUCAAAAACGUACAGAACCAGGAACAUUUGAAAAAAUAACUGUAUACGUUGUUCUAUCAUACUUUUUCUUUCGAAGGGAACUGAAUUUGAUAAUUCAUUACUUUCUACAUAUUUAUUUUUCUUUGGAAGAUAACUAGCUUUUCAAAUGCAUGUCAGCGUUCAAACAAGUAGGUACUAUAAUCUUUAUUGUAAGUCUUUCUUGGAGCAUAUUGUUUCAGAUUAUAAAUGUGUUGAAUAUCAUUGGAUUUCAAGGUUUCUGUCUUCUUUAUUUCAAAUAGUUAUUUAUGUAUACAAUAUUACAAAUGAUAUUGCUGUAUGACUGUUACAGAAUUUUUAUAACGCACACACAUGAUGAAAACUUCUAGUUCAUAGCUUUAUAAAGUGUGACAUGAAUUUAUUGAAUCAUAAAUAUUUGAAAUUAUAUUGCCAUUAUAAUCUAGAGUGUAUACUACUGAAAAUAUUUAUAUUUUUAUACGAUUUAUAAAAUUGUAUUGGCAUAUUUUUAUAGAAAUAAAGUGUAUUCAUGUACUCAAACUUACUUUUAUCCUAUUUUUAAAAUUCACUUUUUAGAUUCGUAUCUGGAAUAAAAUAAAUCUCAAUUUUACUCUUAUUUCUUAAUCUACAAAUUAUUCAUUUCACUUCUUAUUUUAACUUAUCUCUUUAUUGUAAUUAGUAAAUGUGUCAUUCUAUUACUAUAAAUGCACAAGUUUUAAAAUAAAAUCUCUAUCUGAUAAAUUGAUUCUGACAUUUUAUCAUUACUUGAAUAUUGUUUUUACUUAGUAUUUCCGUAAAUUAUUUGUUGUACGUUCCCCAAGGUAUUUUGUUAUAUUGUAUUUUGUUUUCAAUAAAUGGAUUAUCAACUUGUUAUGA